AUGGAAAGUGAAAGAAAGAAAGAUAAGAAAAGAAGGAAUGAAGUUUUACAUGAUUCGAGUGCAGGCACAGGCACUAGAAACCUCGUAAUGGUACUUCAAAUAACAAGUUAUAUUCAAUCUGGUCGGUUACAUACUGUACGCUGUUCUCCAGAAGAAAGAAACUCACACGCUCUUCUGGUCAUUUGGCCUGGUAGUGGCCAGCUCAGUCUUCUGUCUCCUAGCUGGCAUCGUGUCCAUUGUACAGUUAAAGAGUUCAGGGGUCAGAUUGUAAAAGGUCAAGUUGUUUUAUUGAGUUCAAGGUCGGAUUGUAAGGGGGUUAAGUUUGUGGAGAUGUUAAUUAAUGGUGAUGGGUUGUUUGUGAAGUUUGUUGGGUGUCUGUGGCUGGGCGGUUUGGGUUUGAUGGUCUGUUUGAAGUGA
This is a messenger RNA of Helobdella robusta, 417 nucleotides long. RefSeq lists its product as hypothetical. The record is from RefSeq and is a predicted model, not a curated record. Bases 1 to 417 code for a protein of 138 amino acids. NCBI's taxonomy places the organism in Eukaryota, Metazoa, Annelida, Clitellata, Rhynchobdellida, Glossiphoniidae. The transcript has 2 exons.